Branchiostoma floridae (Florida lancelet) is the source of this 2242-nucleotide messenger RNA. RefSeq lists its product as uncharacterized. Lineage: Eukaryota; Metazoa; Chordata; Leptocardii; Amphioxiformes; Branchiostomatidae. The record is from RefSeq and is a predicted model, not a curated record. The coding region runs from base 269 to 1045 and encodes 258 amino acids. The transcript is spliced from 8 exons.
CAGAAGCCGCUCCAGGUGUACCAGGCUCCGUUUCAUUGUUCUAUAGAUCUGCACCUAACCUGUACACGUCUGGCUAGCCGUAUCUGUACAACCUUGUCGUUAGCCGUCGCUUGUUCUCCCCAAACCCUGUAAACCUAGUUUACAAGGUUGAGCACAUAUGGCCGUAUUGUUCAGCAACAGUGCGAAGGUGAACCGUAUGUGCAAUUCCUGUGAUUUUCUGGACCCCUUUGAGUAAUUCUCAGUCUAAGCCUGACCAACGAUAACAACCAUGAUGAACAGCCUAGGCACAGGUGGGACUGGUGAUCCACAGGACUCCUUCGUGGACACCUACGUCGCUACUGGGGUGGGACAUCCCGGUGCACUGAACGAGAUUUCUCGUGAAACCACUAAGAACAACCGUGACGAUCUUGACGAUAUCUUCAAAGAGGUGGAUGAGAUUCUUGAGAACGACAAGGCCAAGUCUGGGCAAUUUUGUUACCUUCCCCUCUUGGAGGAAGCCGGUGCCGACGACGCCAACGCCCGUGAGACCGUUGAGGACUGGCAGCCUGAGAGAGAAGGCCCAGUGAAGCCAACGAUGAAGGAAGGCUGUCGUGUGAAACACGUAGGCCUCCACUACAGGUCCAGUAAAGAGGGGAACGGAAUGCUGUCAGCACAACCCAUCCAACAACAGGGAACUGUUCACCAUCUGCCACAGGAGAUGGUGGGAAGUGUGCAUGCCCAGAACCACCCUCAUUCUGGGUUCCCUCUCAAUCAUCCGGCCACUGACUUCCACUUUGGACCUGUUUACAACAUGGCGGGAUUUGGCAACUGGGGCCCUCAGAGUAGAGGGAUAGGGACUGGUGACCCUGCUCAUGAGAAGAAGAAUGAGCUCCGUUUGGAACUCGAGGUACAUAAAGUUCUGUCACGGCCAUCCAACGCGGGGUCCUGGUACAAGUUCGACGUGCUAAGGACUGAGUUGCAGAUGCUAGAGGCGCCGCUGUGUGGCCUCGUCGCACAGCCAGUCGAGCGAAUUUUAUCCGUUCCUUUAAACCCACAGGACCAGUGAGGAGACACGAGACCUCACCAGAUGUGGAAACCAGUAGAUUGGGUUGCGUCUAAACAAGUCUAGUUUUGCGAUGACUUUUAUAGAGUAUCUGAUCUGCAUCUCAACCUAUAUGAUAAUGCCCACUGUUUGUAUACUGCAUGUUAAACUUUGUAGUAACACACAGUUCUGUAAUAGUUGCAUCUCAUCUUAUUACAAAAGUAGUCAUGCUGCAAAGGUUGGUGUUUGUUUCUACAAGGUAUCAAUCUCAUCUAUCAAUUUGCAAUCUUUGUUAUUAGGCGUUAAUAUCUGCCUAACAUUUCAUGAUUUAGAGAAAGUUUAAAUUUUGAAUGAUGUCUUUUCUAAAUGCUGCCAUGCAAACCACGUCUUUCUACCCUUUCUACCUUUUCUACCUUUCGCAGAUGAAAACACUGUUUACAUCUUCAACUGAUGCACAUCCUUACCCUUACAAUAUACAUUGAUGUGACGUUUGGGAUAGAAUCAUUAUUUGCUUUUUGCUCACCAAACAAUACACGUUAUAUAUGUACGUUAGAAUACAUUUGUACUUUUGUUUCAAAUUAGGUGCGGACCAGCAAUAAAUAGUCGGAGGGUUAAUGACUUAGAAUAAAGCAGAAUGCAAAAACAAUAAAAUUCACUAUUACUUUUAUUACUAUUACAGAAAAACACGAAAGACACUAUUGACUUUGGAUCAAAAUUUCCACUUUGCACCAGGAGGUUGCCUGUUAAAUUUGAACUUGUGUUUGUAUUCAUAUUUACGUGAUUGUGACAUUACACACAUACUCUUUUUUACCGUGCAAGCUUCUGUAGUUGGUUAACGUUGUUCAAAACGCCUUGUACGACGAGGCAGUGAGUGUUGCCACAGAAAACUUACAAAUGGGGCCCGGGCCAUUUGUGUAAUCUCUUGUGUGUAUAACACUGUUUGCUUCCAGCUGUGUUGAUGAUAUCGUAAAACUACAUACGCCGAAUAGCAAUUACUCGUCAGUGUCGGAUGUUAUCUGAAACUUCUGACCGUUUCCAAAAUAAUAUCCAGCUGCUGGAGUAAUUGCUAUUUGGGUUCCCUUGUUACCUGGAUGUCUAUCCUUCAUCGACGCAUCGUAAAAUUAUGUCUGGCAAAAAUGUCGUGUGCUGGCUAAUGCUUAUCGAACAAUUUCUCCUUUUGUGAAGCAAAUAAAAAUGGCGUGCACCAAGUAUCAUUGAGAA